This is a messenger RNA of Schistosoma haematobium, 7027 nucleotides long. RefSeq names its product putative E3 ubiquitin-protein ligase herc4. The coding region runs from base 1995 to 5519 and encodes 1174 amino acids. The record is from RefSeq and is a predicted model, not a curated record. Lineage: Eukaryota; Metazoa; Platyhelminthes; Trematoda; Strigeidida; Schistosomatidae. Gene Ontology annotation, molecular function: ubiquitin-protein transferase activity. The transcript is spliced from 19 exons.
AUCAGGUUGAGUGUAGGACCGUAUCAACCAAUCAUAGGAUUUUAUGUUUGACACUUCUGUGGAGAGUAGUGGAAUUUUCGGAAUAAUUGUGUCGCUCUUCAUAAUUUUCGCGUCGAAAACAGACACCCGUUUCAAUGCGUAUAAAUAUUCCGUAUUCACGAACACCCUAUCCCCAGACAACCCAAAAAGCGGAAAUAAAGGCGAAGAAAGGGGAAAUAAAGGGGUUAAUGCUUCGGUAGCGAAAGGGGAAAUAAAGGGGAAAACGCAUUAGAAAUUCGCCUUUUUCGCCUGUCCGGGGGAAAUAAUGCGGAUUUUCCCCUUUUUCGCCUUUUUGUCGACAAAUUACCGACUUAUCGCCUAAAUAUCCGCCGAUUUGUCGCAUUUUCGCCUAAAUAUCCGCCGAAUUGUCGCAUUUUCGCCUAAAUAUCCCCCAAAUCGUCGCAUUUUCGCCUAAAUAUCCGCCGAAUUGCCUACUUAUGCGCUUAAUUGUCUACUUUUCGCCUAAAUACACACAUUACCUCCUAUUGUCUAUCCAUCGACAGAACCUUAAAGGUCUCCUAUGUCCGCCUUUAUUUGCAACAACAUACCGAAGUAUAUCUGCAAUGCAGUGGAAAAGCAGUAAAUAUUUUAAAAAAUUUAUUUAAAAAGAAAAGCGUAUUGUUGUACAACAGUAAAGCACAAGCUUAAGCAUCGAUUGUUAUGCAUAUCCAAUGCAAUUGCUAAUUCAUUGUUAUUUGUAAUUAUCUGAAAAACAAGGAACAGGUUAUAUUUUAUUCAUAAGGAAUGUGCAUUUAAUCAAAAGUUCACUGAAACUCAGACACACAUUCUCAACACUUCAACAGUUUCCCAUGUAAGUAAAAGAGUAAGCUGUUUGAAAGAAUAAUGUUUAUUGAAAUCGAGGUAGAACAACAAAAAAAUUGCACGGACUAUUCAGAAUUGAGGUAGUCCUCCUGUGAAUUCUGAAAUAAAAAAACGAACAAAAAAAGUCACAACCAUAUCUCAAUGACAUGCUUUUGCACAGCUAAAUACUUGAAGCUGAACUUACGGUUAUGUUCGUUAGUAUUGUUGACUGUAACUAUAGAGCCGUAGGGAGGUUAUCACUUUAAAUUAGUACAUACCUGGUCUUGUUUUCUUCUAUUACGCUUCAUCAUCUUGUCUCGGAUGUCGUGAAAGUAACCUUGUGUCGGUAUGUCGUACAGCUUACCAAGGAAUCGGGUGAUCACCCGAUUCCAUGGAGAUUUUGGGUAAAUUUUGGGUUUCUCAAAGCCUUAUAAACGUUCUUAGUUAUCCUCAAAGUUUGGGUAUAUACUGGUGUGAUACUGGGGAAAAAUCAAAAUCUUAUGGGGAUUUCCCAAAACCGAAGUGAAAUUUCCCAUACUUGGGGAAAUCUUGGGGUUGUCUUUCCAUUUCCCAAAAUUUCUCCAAAACGUACGAAUUCCCUAAAACCGAAAGUUAGGACACUUACAAAAACACGGGAUUGUAAAAGUGCUGGUUCGUGGUUAGGUGUACGUUUUUCAUCUUGAACUGACAUCAGCUAUAAUUUUUUGGAUCCAUUUCUCUUAAAAGUAUAGUAGGUACUGAUUGAUUAACUCGUCCGUGAAGUGCGCUAUCAGUUUUACAGUUUCAGGCAUGAGUGAUUGUACUUAGGAUUUCGAGAUAGUGUCCAUUUGUCUGCUAUAUACAGUAUAAAGAGACAAGUUUGUCUAAUUUAAAUUGUGUAAUCGAUAGGUUGAACACAGUAUUUAGCAAUAGGUUGGCGUAACCUCUAAUCGGUAUGUGUUUACUCGUCACUGCAGUGAGCUCAGUGUUCAAAAGAUUUUAGAGUUAUCCCUUUUUAUGAAUCUCAUGGUGUAGGGUAAGUGGGCGAGACUCUAAUUUAGGGACGAGACAAUCAGAAGCGUUCGAGCGAUUUCAAGGUCACAGAGCCAAGUUCAACACGUGGUGCUAACAUACGAUUGGUUCACAGUGGAUUUUAGAGAAGUAAAGACGAGUUGAUGGUUUCUUCAUCAACAGAAGAAUUGUUCGCUUGGGGUUCGUGCGAAGAAGGACAACUAACUUUAGAUAAAAAUGAUGCCUAUCAGAUUCUUAUCCCAAAAGCAUUAGAUGUCCGGAAUCUACCAACAUUUAUACAAAUCACUUGUGGAUACGCACAUACAGUCUUUCUAACUGUUGAUGGGGAAGUAUACAGCUGUGGGUGCAAUGAGUUUCAGCAGUUAGGUCACGGACAAGCUGGUGGUCAGUUAGCAAAAGUAGUUGCUUUAGAACACUACAGAAUAAUAAGCGUAGCUUGUGGAGCAUACCAUAAUGCUGCCAUUACUUAUAAUGGACUUUUAUUUACUUGGGGCUGCAACUCCAAUGGACAACUUGGUCGUGAAGGAGAUGACACAGGAGUUAAGCUAGUUCGAGCACUAUCGGAUCAUAAAGUUGUUCAGGUUAGCUUAGGUGUAGAACACACACUUGUCUUAACAGAUACUGCUCGUGUAUUCUCAUUCGGUUCCAAUCUUAAAGGCCAAUUAGGUUUAGGUUUUAGUUCAGAACAAUCGAUAUCAAUACCACAACAAAUUCUUUGUCUUUCCGGUUUACCUGUCCGACGUAUAGUUGCAGGGGGUUGGCAUAGUUUUGUUCUAACUGUCAGUGGUUCACUUUAUGCUUGGGGAUCUAACAAUUAUGGUCAACUUGGCUUAUCAUACUUUGGCUCUUCACCAAAGGAUCAUCAAAAUGAAUUGACACUAACGUAUGGUUCGGUUGGUAGUACCAGUGUUGAUGAUGAACAAUCGAAAGAUCGUCCAUUUUCACUCCUUGAUACAAGUCUAAGUAAUGUAUCUAUUCCAACUUUUGUGAAAACUUUACGGGGUUGUGAAAUUGUUUAUUUGGCUUGUGGUGAAGCACAUACAGUUGCACUUACUCGAGAUGGUGGUGUUUUCACUUUCGGUGCUGGCAGAUAUGGUCAAUUAGGUCAUAAUGAAUCAACUAUCGGCAUAUCUGUACCACGUAAAAUUACUGAAUUUAUGGGUAAUGUUGUCACUCAAAUAGCUUGUGGUCGAUUUCAUACAUUGGCGCUAGUUCCCAAAACUGGUCGAUUAUUUGCAUUUGGUCAAGGCGCUAAUGCACAACUUGGUAUGGGCGAUACAACAAAUCGUUUAUUACCUUGUCCAAUUAAAGGACACUGGGUUUCAUCUCAUAAAUUGAAUAGUAAAGAAUCUACUGUUGGUACCGAUUCUUCUUCCAGUAAACCUUAUGUAAUUCGACGAAUAUUCUCCGGUGGUGAUCAUACUUUUUUGUUAGCUCAACUGUAUCAAACUGGUGAAAUUGUGGAUGCUGAUGAUUUGCGCAAUUGGAAUCGUUCAUCAUUACAAUCCAUUCUUACUGUUUGUCCUGAAAUUGUAGAACAACUUAGAAGUGCUCAUACUGCACUAGCACUUCCACCUCCAAUUUCUAGAUGUAUAUCACUUUCUUCAUCUCGUCCAUUAACAUCUCUCAGUUCUACAUCAAAUGAACCAAUGGCAAUUGUUUCAAAGGUUGAAUCUGUAUAUUCCUCUUUAGGUUGUUUAUCAGCAAGUUGUCUUGAAGAAAAGGAGCCAAACAGUCAUUUUAAAACAGGCCGAGAGGAACACGGUGUAGAUUUAGACUUAGCUUGUACAUUGCAGUCACAGAUUUUUCAUAUUCUACCGAAAAGAGAUUUAAAACGCUUGAUUAACAAACUAUUGGAUGAUGUGUUGUCAACAUCACGUCUUAACUAUCCUAGUAUUGAAUGUCUCCGAGGUCUAAUGUUUAUCGCUGUAUCUGAUUUACUAAAUAUGCCUCGAAAACCAAUUAUAGACGAAGCAGUCUCUGACGUGAACAAAAUGGAUAUAACUUCAGAAAUGAAUACAAAUUUUGAACCAUACCCUGUUCUGAGCGCAGGAUUCUCUACUCCUGGUCUAGUUUUGAAUGCUUAUUCAGUUGCUAUCAACAGACUUGAUCCAGCGCCUUCAAAAAUAUUAGAUCGGUGGUUUACAAAAAUGCAACCACGUUAUUUGAAAAAAUUAGUUCUGAAUUUGAAUAAUUUAAUUUCAUAUAUAUUGGACAUGCAACCAGCUUCAGCGUACAGUCAACGUAAAUUAAAAGAAGAAAGCAUUCGUCAAGCAUUGGAAUUUAUGAAACGUUUACAUCGAGUUAAUGAAAAUCAUCCCAAUCCAAUCUCUUAUAAUAGUUUUUAUCUACCAUCGUUAAAAGAUAAAAUUAAUAUAGGAAGCGCAUUCGUAAAUUGGUUACAAGAAUGUAAUUCCGGUGGAAUGCGUUUCUUUUCAUUCUGCGAUUAUCCAUUUGUAUUUGACGCUGCAUCCAAAGCUGAAAUGCUUAACAUUGAAGCUCGUUUAACAAUGCAACAAGCUAUGUCACAAGCGCAACAGUCUGCCAUUUUUCAAAGUUUACUCUCACCAUUUAUUGGUUCACGUAUGUAUGAUGGCGGUACAACAUCACCGUACUUCACCAUUAUUGUUAGACGUGACAAUAUUCUUCAAGAUACACUUUCUAAUUUGACAAUGGCUAAUCCAGCUGACUUCAAGAAGUUACUUAGGGUGAAAUUCGAAAAUGAAGAAGCGGUAGAUGAAGGUGGUGUAAUGAAAGAAUUUUUCUUAUUAGUUAUGCGAGAUUUACUCAAUCCUGUGUAUGGAAUGUUUCGUUGUUACUCAGAAUCUCGAAUGUUAUGGUUUAGUGAAUCGACAAUGGAAAGUGAAAAUGUCUUCCUAAUGGUCGGUAUCCUAUGUGGUUUAGCCAUUUACAACUCCAUUAUUGUCGAUUUAAGUUUUCCAUUAGCGAUGUUUCGUAAAUUGCUAGGUGAAACACCGGGAUUAGAUGAUCUAAAAGAAUUGGAUCCAAUUGUUGGUCGUUCUUUACAACAAUUACUGGAUUAUGAUAAUGCGGAUUUGGCUGAUGUGUUCUGUUUGAAUUUCACUGUUACAAUUGAUUAUUUUGGUGUCAAUAAAAUUAUCCCCCUGAUGGAAGAUGGUGAAAAUAUGAUUGUCACUCAAGAGAAUAAAAGUUUAUACGUUGAAAAAUAUGUUGAAUAUGUAUUUCAGAAAUCAUGUGAAACACCUUAUAAAGCGUUUGAAAAAGGAUUUCUUCAAGUUUGUGGUGGUUAUUCAUUAAAAUUGUUUCAACCAUCUGAAUUACAGUCUUUAGUUGUCGGUUCAGAAGUCGUAAACUGGGAUGAACUUCGUCAGAAUACAACAUAUCAAGGUGUCUACUGGGAUCGACAUCAAGUGAUUAUAUGGUUCUGGGAUGUAUUAUUGUAUGAUUUUACUAUUGAAGAGAAGAAGAAAUUUUUACGUUUUCUUACUGGUUGUGAUCGUGUACCAAUUGUUGGUUUUAGUGGUGUAAAGAUUACAAUUCAACCAAAUAAUAGUGGUGAUGAUUUUUUACCUGUAGCACAUACAUGUGCUAAUCUAUUAGAUUUACCACAAUAUAGUUGUAAAGAGAUAUUAGCUAAGAAAUUAUCACUAGCUAUUCAACAAACAGAAGGUUUCGGUUUAGUUUGAAUAUAAAAUUGUCGAUUUAUUCUCUUGGUUUUCAUUUCAUUUUGAAAUAAAUAUUCUUGUGUGUGUGUGUGUGUGUGUAGAUAUUGCAUAAUUAUUACUUUUCUAUUGUUAUUAUUAUUUGUAAAUUCAAUUCAAUGAUUCUAUAUCAUUUUGGAUAAGAUAGAUAAUGAUAUAUAAAUAUACACUUUGGAACAGAUAUAUUAUUGAUUGGGAGGAUUAUUAUUUUCAUUAUAAAUCUAUUUCAAUAUUGUAUAUCUGUUUCCCUUUGUUCUCUUUGUGAUUUCUUUCUUUUCUUUUUUCUAAUUGUGCUCUUUUUUUACUCUAAUUUUGUGUGUGCGAUUCUUGUAUUGUGUUGUAUUUUUUUCUGAUUUCUUUUUUUUCCCGUAAAAGUUAUAUUCAAAGAGGAAACCUAAUCUGUUUAGCUCUUCAUCAUACGCACACUGCAACUACUCACUUUUUUUCUGUCGAAUAGGUUUACAUGUUUCAUUGAAUUGAAGUAAUGAAUUAAAUGAAUCUGUUUGUUUUCGUCUUUUCUUUGAAAAUCAGAAAACAUUUUGUUGCUAGUUAAUUGAGAAAGGGUAAUGAUAUCAUUAGGUUAUUUAAAGUAUACUAAUUAGAGAGAAUAUUUUGAAACAUAGUAAUUUAUUAAGCAAAGAUAGAUAGUCGCGCGUUUCGUUCUAUUUGGGACUCGUCAGCCACUAGCUACUAUCCAUCUUUGCUUAUAAUGUUUAUAAAUUAAGGCAAUACGCACAGUAUGCACAUAUGCCAAUAAGAUACUGAUCAAUUGCAGUCCUAAACUUCAAUGAGAAGAUUCCAGUAAAACAAUACCAAGUGAAUAGUAAUUUACUGCUUAAAACUAGGAUAUUUAAACGAAUGGGUUAUGUGUUCAAUGAAAGCAACAACAACAAAACAGUUGGGAAAUUUGUUUACUUAGAUGAGUUAAUUUUUUUUUCAUGUUAAACUGUCUCUGUAGAAAUGUACCAUAAAUGUAUCAUUAUCGAAUAAAAUGUACAACUGGUAUAACCAUAGAAUUUUCAACCUACGUCGUUUAAACCAUCAUGUUUAUCGAAGAACGUUAAGAGUCAAGACUCUAGACAAUUCGACACGUUCACAAAAAGCAGCUGUUAUAACUACAAGAGUAUUUCUUAGGAUUUACUUCAAAUUCAUUCGUUGAGAUUUUAAAGAUGCAUUCUCCUCUUUAAUGACUCACAUCAACUCGACGCCCAAAUACUGUGAAACUAUUUGAUCAAAUUUAGACAUAAUUAUAUCAGUUCGUUUUAAUAAAUGUUGUUAUAGAGUUGGAAAAAGUGCAGAAUAUUGAUUACAUUAUUCAAUGUAUUAUUCUAUAUGAGUAGGAUAAUAUAACUUGUAAAUUCUUAAAAUAUUUUGAUUUCAAUACAGUGGUCAGUCUUCAUGAAAACUAACCUACUAUGUCUACUUCUAUUCCAGAAUUCAAUGACUUAUUCUUAGUGAACUUAAUUAGUUGGAAUAUAUUUUAUGACCUGAGU